AUGGACAGUGACAGGAAGAUGCUGAAUGAUAGCACCUGCAAGGCUGUUUUGGCUGCAGAGAGGCAUGUAAGGGCCACUAGAGGCCUGCUUCUCCAAGGCUUCAGGGAACAAGUGCUGUCGGACCCAACUGCCACCUCCAUCUCAGACGGAGACUGUGAUGCCCGGGAGGGUGAGUCAGUAGCCAUGAAUUACAAACCAUCCCCGCUCCAAGUGAAGCUGGAGAAGCAACGGGAGCUGGCCCGGAAGGGCUCCCUGAAGAAUGGCAGUAUGGGUAGCCCUGUCAUCCAGCAACCCAAGAAGAACAAUGUCAUGGCCCGGACAAGGCUGGUCGUUCCCAAUAAAGGCUAUUCCUCGCUUGACCAGAGCCCAGACGAGAAGCCACUGGUAGCCCUUGACACUGACAGCGAUGAUGACUUUGACAUGUCCAGAUAUUCCUCCUCUGGCUACUCCUCCGCUGAGCAGAUCAACCAAGAUUUGAACAUCCAGCUGCUGAAGGAUGGCUACCGGUUAGACGAGAUCCCUGACGAUGAGGACCUGGACCUCAUUCCCCCCAAGUCCGUGAACCCCACCUGCAUGUGCUGCCAGGCCACAUCCUCCACUGCCUGCCACAUUCAGUAGCCAGUGGGGCCUCUGCAACUGAAGGAGCUGGGCCACCAUGGGCCAGGUUAGACAGCGCAGGGGCUAACCCCUCCCCAGCUCUUCUGCCUGACCCCUGGCCCUGCGUCCCCUACAGCCGCCAACCUCGUAAAAGUCAUUGCUUCCUCCUAUGGUAGGACGUGUACCUCUGUGUGUUCAUAGAGCCGGAGAAACCAAAACCGGGUCUCCCUCCACCCCAGGGGCUGAGGAGGGGAAGGGGCUAUUUGUUCGGUUACUUGAGGGAAUUUGCCCAGCACCUUGUCAUUCUCCCCAAAGCUGCAGUCCAGUGGGAGAGUGGGGGCCUGGACAGCAGGGAGGCCAACAGUAAUGAGUGGGGGGAGGGAUCACAAAGCCAGGGGCUUGGCCCCACCCCAGCGAAGCCAUGAACCCCCCAGCCCAAUGAGAAAAGGGGCUCUGAGGAAGAAAGGCCCAGGGCAGUGGGGGCAGGGCCCAGCACCUUGGGGCUCCCUCCAGCACUCCCUGCCUGCCCAUUACCUAUUUGCAUUUCUCCCCCCAUCUCCAGAAGGGAACCCUGACAAAGUUGCCCAGUGGGUUGUCCUCCACCUAUUGGAUCACUGCCUUCUUCCUCCUCUUUGCCCCAUUCACCCCUUCCUUCCUUAUUGUCUGAGUUGAGGGUAAGGUGGGCCUUAGAAACACGCCAGAGUUUGGGAUGGUUGGGAUGGUAUCAUCUGUCCUCAUCUGCCCCUAACCAAUGUAUCUCUCUGCCAACCACCACACACACACACACACACACACACAGCCUCUGUUCAUUGGUCUCUGGCCCAGGCUGGAUGCAGGAGAUAAGCCUGGCCUUGAAUGCCCUAUUCCCAUCUCACUCCAGGCCAAGAUUACAGAUCCUUCUUCCCAGUAAGAACCAUCAAGGAAGCAAGCUUAGGAGAAUACUGUGACUGCAUGUGUAUGGUAGGGAGAGCAUGGCAGAAUGCGUGUGUCUGAGGUUGUCAGGAUGUGUGUCUGUCUCUGCAGUGGGCUUGUCUUUCUAGAUGUCUAUUUCUGUCAUAGAUGGUGAGGAAGUGACUGUGUGAUCUGUUAACACUGUGAGAGGCUGUUCAGCAGUGCAGUGGACUGAGAGCCCUGGACUGGGAGUCAGAAGCCUGGGUUCUAGUCCUAGCUCUGGCACUGCCCCUGUGGUUUUCAAUAAGCCACUUGCAUUCCCUGGGCUUCAACUGUAAAAUGAGCAGCAUCUGAAAUUAUUGUUAAGGUUCUGAAGGAAUUUUUUCAUAGGAAUUUCUGUGGAGGUAUAUCUGGAGGUCUCCAUGUAUAGAGAUACACCUAGGAGGCUUCCUGAGUUGUAUGUCUGUGUGAAAAAAGGGGGAGGUUUCUAUGGCACCUGUGUAUGUCUGAGUGCAUGCAGAUCUAUUUGGGAGUAAGUAUGUGUGUGUGUAUGAAGGUGUAUGUGUGUGUGAGUAUAUAUUGUAUAUGUUGGUAUAUAUUGUGUAUGUAGUUAGUUAUAUGGGGUGUCUGUGAGUCAGAAUGUGUUUACUGCAACAUCCACUGCUGUUGCUGGGGUGAGGAAGAUGCCAGAAAAGCUGAUGAAGAAAGUCAAAAGGGAAAAGGUGACCAAGGUCCUCCCCUGGGACUGGACAGUAUAGACCUGCUCCCGUGUGAAGAAAAAUGAAAGCACAGGUAGCCUAAGACUGCUCAGGUCUAUGCCCCACAAACUCCAUAUCCCAGGGCCAGGGUGUAUACCCCCCAUUCUUCCAUGCUGCCACCUCACAGCCUAUUAUUCCCUGGAUUCCAUUCCUGGGAAGUGGGAGCUGGAAUGGGGAGAGGGUAAUGAGGAGUCAGGCUGCUAGCUUAGGAAGGGUAGCAGCUCUCCCUGCACCACAACCAGGGGCUGCCAGCUCCAAAGUGCUGAGGUGCAGCUCUCCACCCUCAAUUCCUCCAACCCACUCCUACCUCCUCUAGUACAGGGACCCUGGUUAGGUGAUGGGAAAAUGCCAAAUGGAGGCAAGGACAGAGACGGUACCUGCAGGGCCCACAGGCCCAUACCAGCCCCUGUCUGUGCCUGUCUCUCCCACUGUGGUCGGAUUCCUACACCCUGUCAUCUGGGCCCCAGAGCCAAGCCUCCUACUACCAAGCCUCCCACCACCCUGGGCUCCUUGACUCACCCUUUGAGAACACCCUUUGAGUACCUCCUCAUUUCCAGGCAGGGCCCCCACCAGGGCUCAUUUAGACUACUACCUUUGCUGCUGAUUUGCUGUGUGACUAUGGCCCACUGCUGAACCCCUUUGGCCCUGAGGAACCAGGGAAUAGCUCCCUCCCCACAGGACAUACCUAGUUCCCUGGCAGGAAAGGGCUUCCGACUGAGGCAGUAAAUGAGUGGUGGAGAGAGGUAGGAGGCUGGCAGCCAGCACCUUCUGGGACUAGGGAGUGUAUGGUUCCCUCCUCCCCUGUCUGGGAGGAUGGAGGGGAGGGAUUGAGGCCUUAGCUUGCCCCUGCCACCCUUCCCCCUGUAGAUACUGCCUUAACACUCCCUCUACCCUCAGCUCUGGCUGCCACCCAGUCAGGUUUCUCCGCGCUCACUAAUUUAUUUCCAGGAAGGUGUGUGGAAGACAUGAGCUGUGUAUAAUAUUUUUUUUAACAUUUCCAUUGCAGUAUUGACCAUCAUCCUUGAUUGUGUAUCGUGUAACACAAAUAAUGAUAUUAAAAGCAUCAAACAA
Messenger RNA from Miniopterus natalensis, 3317 nucleotides. The record is from RefSeq and is a predicted model, not a curated record. NCBI's taxonomy places the organism in Eukaryota, Metazoa, Chordata, Mammalia, Chiroptera, Miniopteridae.